Molecule: messenger RNA, 3601 nt
Organism: Oryzias latipes (Japanese medaka)
Lineage: Eukaryota; Metazoa; Chordata; Actinopteri; Beloniformes; Adrianichthyidae
Biological process (GO): regulation of cell migration; cell adhesion; integrin-mediated signaling pathway
Cellular component (GO): external side of plasma membrane; dendrite; myelin sheath
Molecular function (GO): GTPase activator activity; integrin binding
Source: RefSeq, a predicted model, not a curated record
AGGCUGGACGUCAGGUAAGACCGGCUGUUUGAUUUCUCUGUCUUAAAAACAGGACAAAUCGGGUUGAGAUUAUUGAGAAAUGAACAAUAAAGCCAGAGUUUUCCUGCAGCUUCAUCCACCUCUUGUGGCUGCCUUGCAGCUGCAGAGGACAAAGUGCACGCGCACGGGGAGAGAACCUGCAGAUUGGCGCAGUGCAAUGAAACUGCAUGGGCGUAGACUCAUCUGCAUUGGGGCUGCAAGCAGCAUCAAGGCCCGCUUUCACGGUGUGCUGUAUUGCAAUGGCUCCGCAGAAUGAUGCUGCCCUGCAUCCUCUGUCAUUGGAGUUUCUGGGGACACAAAUGUCUGCAGUUUUGGUCCAAAUGGGUUCUGGUUCUGCACGUUCACCUCCGUUAUGUCCCUAUAGCUGAACUUCUUAACGCAGUUGACGGGACGUGAAGUUCUGACCGGACCCUCACUGGUAUGGAGCUCCAUCUGCUGCUUGCGGCCUGCAUCCUCUUUGGCAGAGUGAUGAUGACGCACCAGUAUCACAUGAACCCCAUCUAUACGUAUUUCUUUACACCACAAGGGCCCCAGAUGUUUCCCUGUCUCACUUAUCUGGAGAGAAAUGUCAGGGUGGACUGCGAGUUCCUGGCCACCGACCAGGUCCCCGGCCCGUACUGCGAGUAUCGUCAGGACAGCCGGCUGGUGGGCAGCACCUACCCCAACAUGGUCACCUACGUAUCCACAGACGACCGCAGGAGAAGCAACGUCAGCCUAGUCUCUCCCAGUCUGUGCCGCCUCACCUGGGCCCCAAUGGCCGACGAGAAGCCUUACACCUACACCUGCAGGGUAUAUCAGGGCAACAGCUGGAAGGAGAACAGUAUGGCGGUUCAUCACAGAAUUCUUCCGAUCUGCUGUGCAGUGAGUGUCAUGUUCAAAACAGCACCAUGGUUUUUGACUCUGGUGAUAUCACUUCCUGUGGCCGUGGGUCUCGUAAGUCCUUGAGGCGGAAGGGUCACAUGAAUGGACAUUAUGGACAAAUAUUACAUGUUCAUCAUAAUCAAAGAGAGGCAAUGCAGCACUACAACUGUUGAUGCAGCAAAGUCAGUACAGAAUCUUUUCUCCUUUAGAAACCCCCCCCCCCCCCCCCACAAUGUCUAAAGAGUGAUCGAGUGAACGCACUUUCACCUUCAAAUGUGUAACAGAAGUGGGAAAAGGACAUGGAAAAUAAAGCACUUAUAUGUACGCUCUAUUUAUUCUUUUAGCAAAAAUAAAUCAUUUACCUCUUAAAACCUUUUUCUUUAUGUCUUUGUUUGAAAUCACUAAAUUUCAUGUGAGAUUUCAUCAUGUUUCAUAUCUUAAAACCUUUGUAGUGCAUUUUUUCAGGAAAAACCAUGGCCUAUUCAUUUUAUGGUUUUUUUUUAAAUUAUUUCUGUGCUCAUGAACUUUGUUUAAAAGUGUCAGUAUUAGCAAACAUUCAUGCCCAUUAAAGGGAUCAUUGUUGAUGCAAUUGCAGCGAACCAGAUGUCUGUCUAUGAGGAUGCUCAGACACUGGCUUUUGUUGGCUCUGAGCCAUUGUUUGGCAUGAACACAUGCUGUGUAUUUGUCUCAUUGGCUUCUGAUGGGCAGAAAAAGAUAGACGUGUUCUUCUUUGUGCUGUAGCCACUAAUUUUCACUAUUCUGAUGUUUACUUCAUAGUUGAAAAUGAAGCUUUUAUUUUUUUUGAUUUUUCUGGUAAAGAAAUUGAGGAUUACUUAGUGAAUUUUCCAUUUUUUCAGCUUCUUCAUUAAGAAAAGAUCGGAACUAAUAAUUGUAAAUAAAUUAGUAGACUUGUAUUAGGUCAGUUAGCAGAAAAUUUUUCAACUAUGUGGCCUUAACAAUCUUUGAUGGAUAAAUUAUAAUGAUAUGGUUAUUUUAAAAAAAUUACCCACUUAAGAUAGUUGAACGGAACAAGAGUGUUAAUGUAUUUAUCUCUGUUGUAAAUUUGAGCAGGUUUUAUUGGAUGCAUGGGAACAAACUUAUGUAACAAGCCACCUAGUGGUCACUUGGUAAACUGACCUGGCUCAACAAAUGAGGCUCCAACAGGAAGUUGAAUUUCUUCCCAGUUUCCAGAUACAAGCAGCUCGCCCCAGUAUUAUUUUUUGAUCAGCCAUAUUUUUCAUAGUUAGUGAAGUUAUACAAUACCCAGAGAUGAGAGCCAGUCUUGAAUAAAGCACGUUGCUUAAAAUUUGCAGUAAAGUGUUCAAUGUCAACGCUGCACAAAACUGUAAAUUAGUUGUGUUUCAGGAACUGAUACAGCUGAAUACUUUACUAAACCUGGCCUUUGGACACAUUACUAAUAAUUUAGCAUGAUCCAAAAAAAAACAACAACAAAAAAAAAAAACAACCAUACUGACAAACUCAUAUACCAAAUUAUUUCUGCUGUGUAACAGACCUUCCUGUGAGCUCAAAGCCACUUCUUGACAAAGAUAACUGCUUGUCAUUCUCUUCAAAAAUUCCUCUGAUUCAUUGAACUAUUGCUUAAUGUUCUGCCCUGUGCAAUGAGAACUAAGAAAAUGAGUUUCAGUGUUUCUCUGUGUAUAUAUAAAAUACAAUAUUAUAUAAACACUAAUAUCAUAUAUACAUUACAAUAUGAAAUAUUGGUUUACACAUUUAAACACUUAAUUCUUUAUUUCGUGACUACCUUGGUUUUUGAAAAAUAGCCCUCAGCAUUUAAAUGAAAGAUGUUGCUAAUUUUUGCACAUGAUAAUAAGUAUAUUUUCAAAUUUUAUUUAACCGACUUCAUUUCUUUCUCAACAUUGCACCCCCCUACAAAAGGUAUAUCACAAUGUUACAGGCUGAAUUGUCGUGUCACACUUUUUGCAAGCAACCAUGAAAAUACUAAAAUAAACCCAAAAGGACUGUAAUACCAAAGUACAGUUUUGCAUAUAUAGUGAUAUAAAACGUUUCCUCUUUCUUUAAGCAUUUUGUUUGGUAUAAUGUGGUUUUCUAAACACAAUAAUACUUUUUUGGUGUGGAUGCUUGAGUUACAGAACCUAGAAAUCCCUUUAUUCUGGAUCUUGACUCCAAGCUGGUUGCAAAGAUAAAAAAUGAAUGACUCCUUUUACUUUGACAGGAAUAAAAAGCAACAUUUCAAAAGUCUGACAUAACAGAGAUGCAACACGAUCCCCUUCCAGAGCUGUCAAGAAUUAGGAUCAGAGUUUCUCAGGUUGCUUUUAUGUGCAGUGGUUCCACAUCAUAAAGAGACUUUGAUUGCCCUCAGUGUGUGGCUUCUGCCCUUCUACGUUUACCCAGAAAGAGUCCAGAUCAGCUGAUAAAAAUGAGGGCCUGUGACAGGAAAUGUGUUGCACAGCAGGAACUGGAUUUCGUCAUUUUGGUGUGUGCAUUUUGACGCUUUGUAUAUGUAUUAAUGUUCACACAAUUCCUCUUCAACAACUGUUUGAUUUUUUUGUUCUGUCUUUAAUUAAAAAUGUCAACAUUAAAUUAAAAGGUUAUGCUAAUCUUUUAACUAAAAAUGCCUUUUUUUGUUUCAUCACUUUAUUGUAGCUUCAUUGUUAAACCACAACAUGUCAAGUCAAUAGUGUGACCAACUUGUAGAAUAAAGGUUAUGCGUUCCAAUGUU